Messenger RNA from Sipha flava (yellow sugarcane aphid), 2753 nucleotides. Its product is annotated as neuronal calcium sensor 2. Lineage: Eukaryota; Metazoa; Arthropoda; Insecta; Hemiptera; Aphididae. The transcript has 5 exons. The coding region runs from base 1000 to 1560 and encodes 186 amino acids. The record is from RefSeq and is a predicted model, not a curated record. Gene Ontology annotation, molecular function: calcium ion binding.
GGGCCCGGGUGAGUUGCGGAACGCCAGCAACACCCGCGGCGCGGCGCUGGGCCGCACUCGGUCACCCGAUGUUCAGUUAUAGCAGUCGACGCGCGUACCGUACAGUGUGUCGUUCGACGUUGUGUGUGUCCUCACAUCGUAUACGUCACACAGUCGCCGACAACUGCGUCGCUUUUACGACGUGUUCAUAAUUAUUCGAGGAGUUUUUUUUUUUUUUUUUUUUUUUUUUUUUUUCGGAGCACUGGUAUUAUUAUUUUUUCACGAGAAACAUCCAGUUAAUACAGUUAAUAUUUCAAUGCCGUCGACGAUGUUGCUGUUUUAGCCGCGUAAGUUUUUCGAUUCGCUUUUCCGAAUCAUAUCAAUCGAUCAAUUAUCGGACGAACGUUUGCAUUGUGCGGCGGCGAUUCGACGUCCUAGCCAUAAUCUGUACCACCAGGAGGUCUUUUCGUCGGAGAGCGUAUUGUACGUGGUAGCUGUGCGUCGUGGUUCGUGUUCGUGGUUUUAUUUUUUUCGCGCCGUGACACCGUACGCGCGCGACAUAUCGACCGGUCGCGGUGAUGUGCACGUUGUUGUUACCGCUGUCGUCGUGGUCGCCGUCGCCGUUCGCUCAAAUCUCAACAACGACAACAACAAUACCGACCGCUGUCGCCUGCUCCGCCACCGCCGCCGACAACACGACCCGUUCGCCGUCGACGUGCGCGCGCGCCUAAUCCCGUGUCGCUGACGCACACACACACACACACACACACACACACACACACACACACACACACAAGCACACGCACGCGACGAGACCACCUGCACCAGCAGCACGUCCGGAGGCCUGUAGAAUUGCACGCGAAAAGGAACGUCGCCGGUGGACAACAGACAUUGUAAAUCGUUUUAAACGAAAUCCCUUCUGACACCGGCAAGUGCGCGGAAAAACGUAUAGGAAGCGGAGGGCGAGAGAGAGACAGCAAAAAACAGUCGUCGUCCCAGUAGAGUCCGUCUGUCGCAGACAUGGGUUGUUUCGGUAGCAAAGACAAGCUGUCCAAGGAAGACAUGGAUUUCUUAAAAUCACACACGAGAUACGACGAAGCAACCAUCAAAGAAUGGUACAAAGGUUUUAAACAAGACUGUCCUAACGGCCGUUUAACUCCAGCCAAAUUUGUGGACAUGUACAAAAUGUUCUUUCCGAGCGGCAAUGCCGAAGAAUUCUGCGAUCACGUUUUUCGGACAUUUGAUAUGGACAAAAAUGGUUACAUUGACUUCAAGGAAUUCCUAUUAGCCAUAGACGUCACGUCAUCCGGUACACCGGAGGAAAAACUAAAAUGGGCGUUCAGAAUGUACGACGUGGACGGCAACGGAGUCAUCGACAUUCAAGAGAUGACGAAAAUCGUUCAGGCUAUCUAUGAUAUGCUGGGCGCGUGUUCAUCGAAUCGUCCAGCUGACUCUGCCGAAGACCGCGCCAAAAAUAUAUUCGCCAAAAUGGAUGAGAACAAUGACGGACAGCUGACCCAGGACGAAUUCCUUAAAGGUUGCCUACAGGACGAAGAGCUGUCCAAGAUGCUCGCACCAUAACCACUGCCCCGGCUGGCGUGAAAGCCCAAAUUAUAUUUCGCCGCAUUUUUUUGUAUAUCUUUUUCUCUCGCCCCGUAGGGUACGCCUUUGUCGGUGCCAAAAAAAAAAAAAUUAAAAAAUAAAAAAAUCAUAUUUUCUACAAAAUUUUGAAUCCAAAAAAAAGCUAAAAAUUUAAUAAUUGUUUUCUUAUGGUUAUAUUUUCUCUAAUAGGGUAAUUUGUUCAUGGUACAUGUAUAAUUUUAAUAUAUACAGAAGUUGCCGGGUUGUACGCGAUAUUUAUCUACGGAGGUACCGCUCCCUUCUCUUGGGUCGAUUUGCAUAGUAGUCAAAAUUCAUCGACAGACCUUCGCGACCUUUUUGAAUAAUGAUUUCCCGAAUCUCGAGUUAGCUUCCAUUUCGCCUGGUGACUUAUUUGUGUACAUAAUUUUCUGCACAUUCCCAUUUACCUGUAAACUAUUUUGUUUUUUAUUAUUAAAAUGGAGACUCAAUUGGACUGUUAACCCACAUUGUUUUCAUUUAUAACAGAUUUUAAUCAGUGCAAAUUUAAGCUCAAAAAAAGAAAAACUAUAAUAAUAAAACUCAAUUAAGUUCACUGAAUCUUAAAAACUCCGUAAAAUAACCAUUAAAAACCAUUUUCGAGGUUGUUUUUUUAAUUUUACUCCAAUAUAAUACUAUUAAGAUUAAUUGGCUAUAAGAAAACACCAAAAACAAAAAACAAAAUUAUUAAAAAAAAAAUAGAACUUGAUUUAUUUAUGCAUAAAAUAAACGGGGUUUCUAAAUAAUAAUAAUGUCGGGUUCGAAAAUCAUGUCAUCGAGUGGACCACUUGUGUAUUAAAAAACUAUCGAGAACUUUCUGUUCAAAAAUCAAAAAUAUCGCACAAAAAUAAUACAAAUCAAUGAUCAUAAUACGAAAUCGUAUUGGUUAUUUAUUGAUUAUUAUUACCUUUGGCUAGUUCAUUAAGCCGCUUGUAAUUUUAAGAAUACAUUCUCUUGGACCAAUAUUAUAUUUAUAUAAUCUUAUCACAUUAAUUUAUAACUUAAUUUCUUAUUCUAUUUUUUUCGUCAAUGGUGCACAUAUAUUGUUGGAUUCCAUUAGCAAUAAAUCGCAACCAAAGUGUCUGUUACCAAAUUAUGAAAUACAUUUACUUUUUAUAUUUAUGAUUAUUAUAAUUUAACUAAAAAUAUUAUUAUUA